Messenger RNA from Prinia subflava (tawny-flanked prinia), 3487 nucleotides. It is a transcript of the gene WFDC1, whose product is annotated as WAP four-disulfide core domain 1. The record is from RefSeq and is a predicted model, not a curated record. Bases 177 to 818 code for a protein of 213 amino acids. The transcript has 7 exons. Gene Ontology annotation, biological process: regulation of cell growth. Gene Ontology annotation, molecular function: peptidase inhibitor activity. NCBI's taxonomy places the organism in Eukaryota, Metazoa, Chordata, Aves, Passeriformes, Cisticolidae. Gene Ontology annotation, cellular component: extracellular region.
UUUUUUUUUUUUUUCCUUCCCUUCCCAGGAGCUGCGCAGGGAAAAGCGGCUCUGGGAGCGCUCAGCCCUCGCUCUCCCUCCCUCCCUCGCUCCCUGCCAAGCCUGGGAUCCGCCCGGAUCCCCGAGCCGGGCUCCUUAUCCCAUCUCCCGCUGGAAAAACGCGGCUGCUGCCGGAGAUGUGUGUAUGUAAAACCCUCCUCGCUGCAGCCCUGUGCGCCCUGGCUCUGCUGCCCGAGCCGGGCUGUGCCAGGAGCCUCUGGAAACGCGCCCUGCUGAAAAUGACCGAGAAAUACGACGAUUAUGAGUACCCUCUUCAUUCUCACAGCUCCCACCACCAGAAGAGCGACCGGUGCCCGCCGCCGCCACAGAGCCUGCCGGAGCGCGCCUGCGAGGUGCCCAGCUGCCGCUCCGACGCCGAGUGCCAGCGCCACAAGCGCUGCUGCUACAACGGCUGCAUCUACGCCUGCCUCGAGUCCGUGCAGCCCCCGCCAGUCCUGGACUGGCUGGUUCAGCCCAAACCCCGCUGGCUGGGAGGCAACGGGUGGCUUUUGGACGGCCCAGAGGAAGUCUUACAAGCUGAAGCCUGCAGCACCACGGAGGACGGGGACGAGCCCCUGCACUGCCCCACGGGCUACGAGUGCCACAUCAUCAACCCGGGCAACACGGCCGAGGGCAUCCCCAACAGGGGCCAGUGCAUCAAGCUGCGGGGAAACCCAGAUGGACACAGCCUGAGGCACAAGUAUUACAAGGAAUACUUUGGCAGCAAUUCCAACAAUUUGGUCGGCUAUGUGAAAAGCCAGCAGAAGCAUUUGGGCUAAUUGAAGGUGUUCCUGGCUGGACCACUCUGUCAAGGAAUGCUUUACCCAGCAGCUUUCUGGUCCCAGAUCUCCACAAGCACAUCUCCAGCAUCCCCCUGAUCCCUGCCCAUCACUGACAAAAAAAAUUCCAUUAUCCAAGGAGCAGGAUGAGUCCAGAUUUUAACCCCACCGGGAAGGGGAGAAAUGUGAUCCCCUGGAGGAAACCACACUGCUUUAUCAGCUGCCCUUCUACAAAUGAAAUGCAAACACCUCAAGGGAUCCCUGUAAGCCACAGUGCCAUGAUCAGGCUGCUGACACAGAGCCUGCCCUUUAUGUGCUUGUUGUGUGUCCAAUUCAGAUUUCAGGCCUGUGAACACAACCCAGUGACAUCAGAAUUUUACUAAAUAUCAUAUCUAAGUUGCUUUAAAAUAGGUGAGACUAAAGAGGUUUUCUGGAUCAAAUCCAGUGCCUGCCUGUCUUGAACAACUCCUUUAAAGAAGCCUUUUCACCAGCCUAAAUUCAAAGAAACCUGCAAGUUUCUUCUUUUCCUAUUUAUAUCCAGAUAAAAAACCAGGUUUGACACCCACUCUAAAUGGCUAAACCUAAAGUCUUAAGAAUUUGAGGAAGUUUAAGCUAGGAGAAAAAAACAGCUUUAUAAAUGUUUUUAGGUUACUUUCCUCUUCUCAGUGUGGUGAGCUGCAGAUUGAGAGUUAAUAGUGGAACAGAUUCCUUCCUACAACAUCCAGGCAGACACACAAAUGCUUGCCAAGCUUUGUAACGUGCUGGUUUUAGCCAGCACUGUUAAUACUCACAAAAUCUGUGGUUUUGUACCUGCAAGAUCUCAGCAGGAGGCCUGAAGUCUGGAUAAUUUGUUAAAUGUGUUAGAAAGGCAAACCCAGGAUAAAUUUGUGUGAUGAAAAGGAUUGCCUGGCAGAUGGGCCACUGCUCCUCAGGAGUCCUGGACCUUUGCGUGGACUUCCAUAAAUCCUUAAGGUCUGGAAAUUUGUAUUUGGGCCUUACAGCUUCUUUUAGCUGUUUAGCAUUAUACAAUGAAAAACACAUUUUCUCUUAGGGUUUUCCUUUCCUGUGGCAGUCCUGAAGGGGCAGUUGUGCAUUUAUUGUGACAAACCAGGCAGAACUGUUUGGCAGAAAAGCCACGUCUGCUCCGUGGUUUAGUCCACGUCCCCAUCUGCAUGCAUGAAAUUAGCAUUUUAAUUUGCACAGUAGUAGCACUGCAUAUAAAUACCCAAUUCACAAAUGCAAAUGCCUGCUUCCACUCACAAAAUACAGGAUUUUUUUUUCCACUCACUCAAUGGUUUAAGCCAAAUCCAAGACACCUACAAAACUCUUGACACUUUGCACAUGACAUUUGCAGCUGGAGAGAUGGGAGGUGCCAAACUGCUCCUCUGUUUCCUAUUCUAAACACAGUCCUGGGUGCUUCACAAAGCAGCUGAAGGGCUCCACAUUUUCCUAAAUAUCUUCAUUUGAACUCACUUUUUUUCAGAGUGUGAGAUAUUAAAUGCAGCACCAUGUUUGGACAGAGCUAUUUCUAAAAUUUUAUGUUUUACAGCUUCCUGCAGUGACAUUUUAAUUCCUGCUCGGACACAGGAGCCACAGAACCAGGGAAUUUUGGAAUGGUUUGGGUUGGAAGGGAGCUUAAAGCUCAUCACCUUCCACUAGACUGGGUUGUCCAGGCUCCAAUCCAUAUUUUGUUGUUCCAAUCUGUGUUUAGACCAGAAACUCCCCACUUAUCCUACUGCAGCCUCACUCCUGGGUGCUGCUCAGUGAAAUGGAUUCAUUUUGUUCUGCAUUAUUUUCUGCAGAAAAAAAUCAAAUUCUGAUUAAAGGAGCAAAGCCCUCCAGUGAUCACUGCUAAGCCCCAAAGAGUAAAUGCCAAAAUAUUCUAUUUUAAUCUAAAAAAUUCCUAAACCCUUGUGAGGAUCUAGUUGAAAAACUAGUGUUGAGCAUUCACAAAUUUGAAAGAUUAAAACUUCAAAUCUCAACCGAAUCUGUGAAAGCAGCUCAAAAUAUGCUUGAGUGGACACAUUCCCUUCAGUGUCUGUUUUCUUUGUGGCUGCAGAAGCUCGUACCUGAAGCCCCUGGGUGGGACAGUAGAGGUAUUUUUUGCUUGCAAAAGUAAUUUUUAAAAGAAGAAAAUUGACAAAUUGAUAAUUCAAUGGCAAAUUUCUGUUUACUGGGUGUUAUCAAAGCCAUCACCCUUCUUUGUGGUGCUAUAAUGCUCAGGGUUUUGGGGUUUUUUUUCCAAGUUAAUUCAAAUUAUUAAUUGUCAAACUCAGAACCAAAAGCCACAGGAGGGACAAGUGCUGUGUUUCCAGCAGUGAAAUGCUGAAAUGUGAAACUCAGAUGCUGAAAUGGAAGCACAGAGCAGCUGAGUUGUCCUCAGCUGCUCUUCUCUCCAAAGACAGGUGCUUCAUCAGCAGCCUGGGGCAGCACAGCAGGAAAUACCUGGUGUAGGUUUUUUUUGCAUUUCCAUGAACACUUUGCAGCAUUCUUGGUGCUAUGAUGACCUUUCUGUGUGUCACUGCUGUGUCACUGAGUGCUGGCAAUGCCCACAGCCUCCCGCUGCCCCCAGGACCUGUGCAGCCCCUCCCUGGUUUGUGCCCCCGGUGCUCAGACGUGUCCAGGUUCUGCUUUGGUGCUCAAUAAAAAGUGACCACUCUAUUUUUCAA